AUGUCGUCUUCAGCUAUGUUGAACAUAAGAAGCUUGACAUUGCUGAGUCUUGCAUCUUCCGCUCUGGCGGCCGGCACCUUGGAUUUUGCUAUCCGCAAGCAGGUUAAACCACAACUCAAACCUCGAUUCGAUCGCCGAGACGCCUUCGACACUUCGGUCUUUACGGACGAUGGAUCUGCUUACUACCUGAACAUCUCUGUCGGAUCACCCGGUCAAUUGCAAACAGUUUCGCUCGAUACAGGAUCUAGCGAUCUUUUCGUUACAAGUUCGACCGCCCCAUUCUGCCAAAACAAUACCUGCGUGGGUGGUACGUUCGACGCUUCCAAGUCGUCUACAUUUCAAGUCGUUACACCGGGAGCUUUUGACAUUACAUUCGGAGAUGGGACCACCGAUGAUGGAGAUUUGGUCUCUGAUGUGGUUCAGAUUCGAGAUCGGGUCAUCACCAAUGUUACUCUAGGAUUAGCUUAUAACGUGAAUCCAAGCAAUGGUAUUCAAGAGGGACUUCUAGGCCUUGGCUAUUCUCUUAGGGAGAGCAGUGUUCUGACCAACGGAAUCCAAUAUCCAAACUUCGUCGAGACUUUGGUCAACGCGGGAGCGAUUGCUUCACGAUUUUACAGCCUGUACCUGUCGAAUCUGGGUCAAUAUGGCAGCAUAAUAUUCGGUGGUGUCGACACACAGAAAUUCGAGGGCAACCUUGUCACCCUGAAUUGCUAUCCCGCGCGUAACUUCACCAGCAGUUUCCAAUUGACAAUGUCCAAUGUCACGAUGGUCGAUGGAAACGGGACUACAAUACAACUUAUCAGCAGGAAUAACACACAAACCGGCUUUUUCGAUUCUGGUGCUACCGCAUGGAAUGUAGCGGAGGCCACUUACAUCAGAAUCGUCGACGUCAAUCCAUCCGGUAAACAAUACUGUGCGCUCUUGGUCUCUCCAUCACCCACCAAUUCUGGCAACGCAUGGGGCGAUGCCAUAAUGCGCGCUGGUUACUUUGUCUACGAUCUUGACAACAAUCAGGUGUCUGUGGGUCAAGCCAGAUACAGCGACGAGAGCAAUAUUGUUGCCGUCCAGGCUGGUCCCCAUGGCCUGGCGAAUGCCAUAAACCAACCUCGUUAUGCUCAGACUGCGCAAACAAACCCGCCUGUACCUUUCGCCACCGACCUCUCACGUAAAGCUUCUGUUUUCACAAUCAGUUCUACCAUCGGCGUUGCUACUGGCUCCACUGCUGUCAGCCUCGGCAAUUCCGGAUCUAUUACACUCAAGUCUGCAACCUUUAGCUCAAGGACAAGCAGCCCGGCUGGUUCAAGUGCUUCGAAAACUUCUUCUAGCCUAGAUGGGUUAUCUACUCGUACUGUAGCUAAUGCUCCAACGACGAGCAAGUCUUCUUUGACUCCAUCACAGACAAACUCAUAUGAGUCUUCGAGCUCUUGCACUCUUGACACCUGGUACCCCAGUACUACUGCCAGCAUGGAUGAUAUCGCGGCUCUGAGAGCUCGGGUGGCUGAAUUAGAAGAGCAAAUCAAGGGCUGUGGCUGUUAUUGGUAG
Messenger RNA from Aureobasidium uvarum, 1542 nucleotides. NCBI's taxonomy places the organism in Eukaryota, Fungi, Ascomycota, Dothideomycetes, Dothideales, Saccotheciaceae. The record is from the annotation of a GenBank genome assembly.